Molecule: messenger RNA, 1183 nt
Organism: Capsella rubella
Lineage: Eukaryota; Viridiplantae; Streptophyta; Magnoliopsida; Brassicales; Brassicaceae
Product: methylesterase 4
Exons: 3
Coding region: 155-967 (270 amino acids)
Biological process (GO): salicylic acid metabolic process; jasmonic acid metabolic process
Molecular function (GO): methyl indole-3-acetate esterase activity; methyl jasmonate esterase activity; methyl salicylate esterase activity
Source: RefSeq, a predicted model, not a curated record
UCGAUGGUUGAAACAAAUAAAUAAAAAAACUAAUGGUCAAUAUAGUGUCUGGUUUAGAAUUCUAAUAGAUGUCAGACAAUGACCAAAAUCUAUUAGUCACCAUCCAAAUAGUAAAUGCGGGAAACUUAAUAAUUUAUAAGUGUUGAACCACAAGAUGCUGAAAGUAAAAAAGAUAAUGGAGAAGAACAACCAGAAAAGGUUUGUGCUCGUCCAUGGCCUGUGCCACGGUGCGUGGACUUGGUACAAGGUGACAGCACUGCUGGAGGCUGCAGGUCACUGUGUGACUGCAGUGGAUCUGGCUGCAUCGGGUAUAGACAUGACUAGACUGGAAGAGAUUCAAACUCUGAAGGAUUACAGCAAACCAUUACUUGAGUUUAUGAGUUCUCUUGGUCCGGAUGACGACAAGGUGAUUCUUGUUGCGCAUAGUAUGGGAGGACUACCAGCUGCACUUGCUGCUGACAUAUUUCAUUGUAAGAUUGCUGCUGUUGUCUUCUUGACAGCUUUCAUGCCGGACACAAGAAAUCUACCUGCUUAUGUUUAUGAAAAGCUGAUCAGAAGUGAUCCACAAGAAGAAUCGUUGGAUACUGUGUUUGGAACCUACGGGACACCUGAUCGCCCUCUAGAGUUUGUUCUUUUCGGACCAAAAUCCAUGGCCAGGGAUUUGUAUCAACUCUCUCCGGUCCAAGAUCUUGAAUUAGCAAAAAUGUUGGUGAGGGUAAACCCGACCGUCACAAACAAUCUGGCAGGGACAAGAAGCUUCAGUGAGGAAGGGUAUGGAUCCGUUACACGUAUAUAUAUCAUCUGUGGAGAGGACCGCGCGGUAACCGAGGAUUACCAGCGCUGGAUGAUCAAGAACUUUCCAGUAAAAGAAGUAAUGGAGAUCAAAGAUGCAGAUCAUAUGGCAAUGUUCUCCAAGCCUCAAGAACUCUGUACUCGUCUUUUGGAGAUUGCAGAUAAAUAUGCCUAAAUGAAUCUGAGAUCUUCACUGCAUCACAGUUACAAAAUUCAACUUCACGACUACACUAAGCGAGAUGAGAGUGAUAUGGGUGAGUACACUCUAUAUGUAUAAGACAUAACCAAAUAAUAUUAUUUGUAAGAAUGGUUAUAUAAAUAAGAAUGUAAGAAGAGGAUAACACACUACCUGAAAAUUUCCAGCAUCGUAUUAAUGUAGAUCAUAUGCCUA